AUGAUUCUGUGCAAAACGCUAUCGUGUGACCUGCCAUUGACAAUUGACACCAAAAAUUGGUUCCAUAUUGCAAUUCGUGACUAUAAUUUGAAUGAAAUAUCUUAUGAUGAGUUCGGAAAACUAAAAUAUAUAGAUAGUGGUGCAUUUGGGAAUGUUUAUUGGACUUCUUGUAAAUCAAUACAGAAUGAAAAGGUUGCUGCAAAAGAAAUACAUAUUCCAGAAGAAGAUGAUGAAAAAAAAAUUAGAAUGUUUCUUAAUGAGUUAAAACUACAUUGUCAAGUUUCGCAUCCACGAAUUAUCCAAUUUUAUGGAAUAAGUAACGAUUAUCGACGUGAAGCUUACUUCAUUUUGAUGGAAUACGCUGAGGGUGGAACUUUACGUAAAUAUUUGAAAACUGCUAAGCUUUCUUGGAAAAAGAAAGUUGAAUUAGCAAUACAAAUG
Molecule: messenger RNA, 441 nt
Organism: Racocetra persica
Lineage: Eukaryota; Fungi; Glomeromycota; Glomeromycetes; Diversisporales; Gigasporaceae
Source: the annotation of a GenBank genome assembly